This is a messenger RNA of Amphimedon queenslandica, 1681 nucleotides long. RefSeq names its product protein-methionine sulfoxide oxidase mical1-like. The record is from RefSeq and is a predicted model, not a curated record. The transcript has 4 exons. The coding region runs from base 133 to 1584 and encodes 483 amino acids. NCBI's taxonomy places the organism in Eukaryota, Metazoa, Porifera, Demospongiae, Haplosclerida, Niphatidae.
UGCAAAAUCAUCUUCAUGCUCCAGUAAUGAGUGAGUAUAAAAAGAAGAGAAAGGCGCUUCUUUUCUUAAAAUCAAAAAGACAAACUACAGUGAGCUAGUCUUUAAGCACCAAAAUCACCUGUCAAUAACAAAAUGAGCGAAUCUAAAGGCCUAGGAAAGCUAUUCCGAGCCUUCUUUGAGGCUAACGAUCUCCAGGAAAUUGUCUCCACUUUCAGAGCAGUCUGUCGCGAAGUCGAGGUGGACCCGGACCAGCGAGAAAACUUCUACCAGACAUUGAAGGAGAGACUACACGACUGGCGUUGUGAUCCUUUAUGGCCAAUGCUAGAUGAGCGUCUAGCCAGGCCGGUUUAUGAAGGGCAGAGCCCGUGCAAAGGAAAGAGACUUCUUGUAGUUGGUGCAGGUCCUAUUGGCCUCCGAAUGGCCAUUGAAGGUAUCAUGUUGGGAGCUGAAGUGGAUGUUGUGGAAAAGAGGGAGAGUUUCACUCGUAAUAACGUCGUUCACCUCUGGCCGUUUGUGGUCCAGGAUUUGAAAGGGCUUGGUGCUAAGCAUUUUCAUUCUAGAUUCUGUUCUGGAUCGAUUCAUCAUGCCGCCAUUAGAUUACUUCAAGUUUUAUUGCUCAAGACUUGUCUACUGCUUGGAGUCAAGAUACACUUCCCUGUUUCGUUCCAAGACCUCAUUGAGCCUCAGACAGACUCUGAUGACUGGAGGGUACUCUUUGAACCUCCAACUACUCCUCUCUCCUCUCAAACUUUUGACAGCAUCAUAGCAGCUGAUGGCAAGCAGUACUGUCUCCCUGGUUUUACAGGGAAAGAAUUCAGAGCUAAACUGGCUAUUGGCAUAACGAUGAACUUUGUUAACAAUCGAAAGAAGAGUGAUAUACUUGUGGAAGAGAUUGGUGGUUGGAGCUACCACUGUGAUCAGGCUUUCUUUAACAAGUUAGCUAAGGACCAUGGGAUCGAGCUAGAGAACAUAGUUUAUUAUAAAGAUGAAACACAUUAUUUUGUGAUGACUGCAAAGAAGAGCAGUCUACUAGAAAAAGGAGUUCUAUUAAAAGAUUAUCCGACUUCUGGUGAGCUUUUAAGUCGUGAUAACGUUUGUCGAGAUGCUCUUGUUGAUUAUGCCAAAGAGGCAGCAGUCUACACUACUAAAGGAGGUCUGGGUGAGCUUGUGUUUGCUCCAAAUUACAGAGGAGACAAAGAUGUGGCAAUGUUUGACUUCACUGGUAUGAUGUACUCUGAUAAUGCUUCGAAGAUACUCGAGAGGAAAGGAAAGAAACUGUUGCUUGGUAUUGCUGGAGAUAGUCUCUUUGAAUCGUUCUGGCCAACUGGCAGUGGAAUGGGUAGAGGAGUCCUUGGAGUAUUUGAUGCUGCUUGGAUGUUCAAGCGUUUCUGUCAAGGAGAUCCUCCGCUGGAAGUGGUAAAGGAGAGAGAAGGACUCUUCAAUGGAUUGAGAUCAGUUUUCUCUCUGGUGUCCAAUACAAAUGGAUACACCAUUGAUCCCGUCACACGAUAUGGUCUGGCUAGAAUGAGUUCAUUAUCCGUUCCUCAAGACACGACUCAGAUCUAUGAUACUGACGCUGUGUAGCUAGAUAAUUUAAUGUGAUAUUUAACAUAUUUUUGCUCAAUUUUUAUUCACUUUAUUAACACUGUUUAGUUAUAAUAAAGAUUCUGUAGAAAUUUAA